GCCCGGCGCCCCGCCAUGGCCUCCUCGUCCGGCGCGCUGCCGCCGCCCCGCCGCUCGCGCCCCGGCCCCUGGCCCCCGGCGCCGCCGCCGCAGCCGCAGGCGCAGCCCCUCUCCUGGGCCAAGCGCACCGGCUUCCAGCCCCGCGUCUCCGGCGAGUCCAGCGCUGCCGCCUCCGCCCCGAGCUCCGGGCAGGCCCCGCUCCCCCGCCCGCCCGGCGCCCCCGCCGAUCUGGAGUCCGGCCCACCGGCCCGGCCCAACCCCGCCCUGCCGCCCCCUCCCGCCGCCGCUGCGACCAAUGCCAAGCAGCAGCAGCCACAGCCGCCGCCACAGCAGCGACAGCAACCACAACAACCUCCCGCAGCGCCUCCCGCGAGGGCGCGCAGGAGGGAUUCGGAUGGAGGAAGGCCGAACGGGCAGCCGGCCGCGGCGCCGCUGCCGCAGCUGCAGGAGGAAGAGGAUGCACCGGAGCGGCCGGCGCACGUGAAGUACGAGCUCCGUGACAGUCCUGGAAUAUUUCCAGUAGUGAUAUACGGGUUCCAGCAUUACAUCUCCAUGCUCGGGUCGAUCAUCCUGGUCCCGCUCGUGAUGGUUCCUGCAAUGGGUGGCUCAGCCGACGACACGGCAGCGGUGGUGUCGACGGUGUUGCUAGUCUCGGGAUUAACCACAUUGUUGCACACAUUGUUCGGAACGAGGUUGCCACUUGUGCAGGGGCCAUCCUUUGUGUACCUUGCCCCCGCGCUUGCAAUUAUCAACUCCCCUGAAUUCUUUGGGCUCAAUGACAAUAACUUUAAACACAUUAUGAAGCACCUGCAGGGAGCUAUCAUAAUAGGAGGUGUAUUCCAAGUGCUGCUGGGAUAUACAGGCCUCAUGUCACUAUUUCUAAGGUUGAUAAAUCCAAUUGUCGUCUCACCAACGGUUGCAGCUGUUGGACUUUCGUUUUUCAGUUAUGGGUUCACUAAAUUAGGGUCAUGUAUAGAGAUGGGCCUCCUGCAAUUAAUGAUGGUCAUUAUCUUUGCACUAUACCUUCGAAAAAUAAAGUUAUUUGGCUACCGGGUUUUUUUAAUUUAUGCGGUUCCUCUUGGUCUAGGAAUCACAUGGGCUGUUGCUUUUGCUCUGACAGCGAGUGGAGUUUACAGCUACAAAGGUUGCGAUGCAAAUAUUCCUGCUUCAAACAAUAUAUCAGCCUUUUGCCGGAAGCAUGUAUUGAGGAUGAAAUCUUGCCGUGUAGACACUUCACAUGCCUUGAGAGUUUCUCCUUGGUUCAGAUUUCCGUACCCGUUGCAAUGGGGCACUCCAGUUUUCAAUUGGAAAAUGGGCCUUGUGAUGUGUCUUGUAUCAGUUAUUGCAUCAGUUGAUUCUGUUGGUUCCUACCAUGCGUCAUCUUUGUUUGUGGCAACAAGACCACCAACAGCUGGAAUUGUUAGCAGGGGUAUAGGCGUUGAGGGUAUCUCCACAGUCUUGGCUGGCCUGUGGGGAACAGGAGUUGGGUCAGCAACAAUAACAGAAAAUGUACAUACGAUCGCUGUGACUAAAAUGGGUAGCCGCAAGGCAGUUGGAUUUGGUGCUAUUGUACUUAUACUUCUCUCUCUUGUUGGAAAAGUUGGUGCUUUCAUUGCUUCCAUCCCUGAUGUUAUGGUUGCUGCUCUCCUUUGUUUCAUGUGGGCCAUUCUCUGUGCUCUUGGCUUGUCCAAUCUUCGUUAUGGUGCCACAGGAAGCUCGAGAAACAGUAUUGUAGUUGGGCUAGCAUUGUUUUUAUCCCUAUCAGUUCCUUCAUACUUCCAACAGUACGGAUUACUUCCGAACACAAACUCAUCAGUUCCAACCUACUUUCAGCCAUACAAUGUUGCAUCACAUGGGCCUGUAGACACUGGAUUUGGUGGGGUAAACUACGUCCUCAAUACGGUACUGUCACUCAAUAUGGUGAUUGCGUUUCUGGUUGCUGUCAUUCUCGACAAUACUGUCCCUGGCGGACGCCAAGAGCGCGGCUUGUAUGUAUGGUCAGAAGCAGAGGAGGCGACAAGAGAACCAUCCUUCUUGAAAGACUAUGAACUUCCUUUCAAGAUAGGGCGGGCGUUCUGGUGGGUCAAAUGCAUGGGCCUAUAGCAUGCCUGUGACUCUCCAGAGUUUGAAUGGAUCUACUUGCGAAAUCACACGCGAAAGAAAUGGAGCCUCUCAUGUUCCAUGACGGACCGUUUCCCCAGCAGAGGUACUGAGUGUAUAUUCCGAAGAAUUGCUCCUUAGGUUAGUUCUCUUGUCCUGACGCUUGACGCGUGGGACGAAUUUUCCUAGUAUUAUUAUCUUGACUAGUGUGUAUUAUAAUUGAGGGAUUUUGCUCUUCCGAUAUUAGUAGCUUUAGGGGGUAUGAUAUGUAUAUGUGGAUGCGGUAAGUGGUCUGAAGUAAGCCUGGGCUCCGAUCGACCUAUUAGGCUUAUAUUUACAGGAAUCAAAUAUCUGACUUCCAACGUGGUCAAA
This is a messenger RNA of Aegilops tauschii subsp. strangulata, 2472 nucleotides long. RefSeq names its product nucleobase-ascorbate transporter 12. Gene Ontology annotation, biological process: transmembrane transport. The record is from RefSeq and is a predicted model, not a curated record. Gene Ontology annotation, cellular component: membrane. NCBI's taxonomy places the organism in Eukaryota, Viridiplantae, Streptophyta, Magnoliopsida, Poales, Poaceae. Gene Ontology annotation, molecular function: transmembrane transporter activity.